This is a messenger RNA of Coffea eugenioides, 1431 nucleotides long. RefSeq lists its product as uncharacterized. The transcript has 9 exons. Bases 154 to 1077 code for a protein of 307 amino acids. Lineage: Eukaryota; Viridiplantae; Streptophyta; Magnoliopsida; Gentianales; Rubiaceae. The record is from RefSeq and is a predicted model, not a curated record.
UUUCAAAAUCCAAAACCCAAACGACGAAGACGAAGCAGGCCCAGCGGUUAGUGGGCAACCAAGUGAAGGUUCCGUACCAGGUUUUCUGGCUUGUCGUUUUCAAAAUUAAGCCAGUAAUUUCGACGAGCACCUGCUGUGCAUUACCGCACAACUAUGAAAGGAAGCAAAGCAUCGGUCUUAACACUUGCCGAAAAAUGCAAGAAUAUAUUGGCAGCAAAUUGGCAAGGUAACCUCAACACAGUAAAAGCUGACGCUAAAGGGAGCAAAGGGGAAAUAUACACCUCAAAAGUCAAGUAUUUUGUCAAGAAAGGGAAGCCUUACAUUUGGGUUCCAGAAAAGGACUUGCAUAAUGUGAACGCGAUCAUUGAUGAGCGCAGUUCUUUUGCUGUCGCCACUCCUUUUCCAGGUCCACUUGCAAGCUUGCUGAAAUCGAUAAAGAAGUUACCAGCUCGGGUCGCAUUGACUGGUGAUAUUGUUCCUCUCAGAGAUGAAAAGAUUAAGUUGGCUGCAGAGAGCCUCAGAGAAAUCAUAUCAGUAGAGCAAAAAAUUAUUAAGGAGUCAAGCUAUUCAGUUUCUGGCAUAUUAAGUUCAUCUCGCCUUGGUUCUACAUCGCGAAGUGAUAACCUUAAGGAGUUGCUGGAAGGAAAUGAGCAACAUGUUGUAUAUAAGUUCAAUCUGAAUUUGUGCACUUAUAUUGAUGGCAAUGGAGGCAAUUAUGAAGUUAAUUUGGAAGAUAUUGAAGCAUCUAAACCAGAUCCAUUAUCACCAUUUUCUACAAGCCUUAUUGAUGGAAUUAACCAAAGUGAAAUGAGGCGCAGAGCUUUGAUACUCUUCUGUAUUACACACUUGAAAAAGAAUGCAAAGGAUGCUUAUCUGCUCUCUGUAGACCGGAAAGGAUUUGAUGUGCUAGGAAAAGUUCUAGGUCCAGGGCAGGCCGAUGGCUCUCGUGAAUAUGUGUGGAAGGAAUUUAGAAUCAUCUUCAAAGAAGAGGCCCGCCAUAUUGAAACAUUUUGUCGACAGCUAGCGCAAAUGGAAGAGGAAGCCCUUAAGAACAUUUCAAGUUUCAGUGGGCUAUGAGCAAAGGAAUUUUUGAGGCCACGCAGGAUAGUGAGAUGAACACAACCUAUGUUGUCAUGAUACGAUGGGCAAUCUCGUGAGGCAUGGAUUGUUGCUGUUGAUACCUUACAAGAAGUUAGUUAUGCUAAGUGUGAGCAUAGAAGACUGUGGACUAUGGAAGCAAAGAAAGCAAAGAUUUACCUUUACCUUUUAUUUAUUUAUUUUUUUGUCAAUUGGCACUUGUCUAUACUACGUAUAGACCUACUCCUACUCUAGACUAUACUAAGGGACGCACCUGUAUGGAUUUAAGCUACUUAAAGCGGCUGCCACUUACAUAUAGUGACAGGUGGUGAAAAACAAGAUUUGAACCCUUGA